GCUAUGAGUAACCAGCUCUCCAACACCUCCAUCUCCAGCUGGGACGGACCAGAGGGGCGCAACUCCUCCCCGUCCACCGAGCUGCUCCCAGUGCCGUUAACCGUCAACCCCUGGGACGUGGUCCUGUGCGUGACCGGCACCCUGAUGUCCUGUGAAAACGCCCUGGUGUUGGCCCUGGUGGUGUCCACGCCCAGCCUGCGCGCCCCCAUGUUCCUGCUGAUCCUGAGCCUGGCUCUGGCUGACACGUUGGCCGGCCUGGGCCUCAUCCUCAACUUCACCAUCACCUACAUGCUGGACUCGGACCUGGUCACGCUGCUGGCGGCCGGCCUGCUCAUCACUGCCUUCUCCGCCUCGGUGCUCAGCAUCCUGGCCAUCACCGUGGACCGGUACCUGUCUCUGUACAACGCGUUGACCUACCACACCGAGCGCACGGUCAUCUUCACCUACGCUGUGCUGGUGCUCAUCUGGCUGACGAGCCUGACGCUGGGCUCGCUCCCGGUCCUGGGUUGGAACUGCCUGGAGGACGCCAGCGCCUGCAGCGUGUUCAGGCCGGUGGAUAAGAACCACGCGGCAGCGCUGGCGGUGGCGUUCCUGCUGGUCCUGGCUCUGAUCCUGCAGCUGUACCUCCAGAUCUGCAGGAUCGCCUUCCGCCACGCGCAGCAGAUCGCCGUGCAGCAGCAGUUCAUGAGCGCGGCGCACGCCUCGUCCACCACCAAGGGCGUGUCCACUCUGUCGGCGAUCCUGGGCGUGUUUGCGGCAUGCUGGGUGCCGCUAGCGUUGUACUCCCUGGUGGCCGACACGCGCUACCCGCCUGUCUACACCUACCUGGCGGCUCUGCCCGCCAUCUGCCACUCCAUCAUCAACCCCGUCGUCUACGCCUUCCGCAACCCGGACAUCCAGAAGGGUCUGAGGCUGGCAUGCUGCGGGUGCUCCUCUUCCCGCUUCUCCAUGCGGCCCCGCACGCCCAGCGACGUCUAG
Molecule: messenger RNA, 978 nt
Organism: Hypomesus transpacificus
Lineage: Eukaryota; Metazoa; Chordata; Actinopteri; Osmeriformes; Osmeridae
Gene: gpr185a
Product: G protein-coupled receptor 185 a
Exons: 1
Coding region: 4-978 (324 amino acids)
Biological process (GO): G protein-coupled receptor signaling pathway
Cellular component (GO): membrane
Molecular function (GO): G protein-coupled receptor activity
Source: RefSeq, a predicted model, not a curated record